CCUUUCGCACAAUGGGAAUUUGGAUUUUUCAAAACAUUCGUUUAUCGAACCCAAUUUGUAUAGACAGUAGAUUCGUUCAAGGAAAACAGAACUCAAUGAGGGGUAUUCUCGUAGUUUUUUUAUGUUUUGCCUUCAUGGCAUCGGUACUUUCUAAGGAUAUCCCAAAGUUUCGUCUAGAAAACAAUGCCAUUCCAAGGUCGUAUGACAUAAGAAUAAAACCGAAUAUGAAGAAUAAUAGUUUUUAUGGAGAAGUUAAAAUUUUUGUGGAAUUGCAACAUCUCCUUCAAAACAUAUCUCUCAACAUCAAGGAUAUAGUUGUCGACAGUUUAGUUCUUGACAACAGUGAGAACCAGACAAAAUACUUUAUCCAUAAAAAAAAUGAAAUGCUGCUCGUAUAUUACAACGAUCAUUCUCUUAUUGGCCCAGGAGAGCAUUUGAUUCAUGUGAAGUACAAAGGGACUAUGAGAUCAGACAGCAUUGGACUGUUCAAAAGUGUUAUAGAUUCUCAAGGAAAAAAAUUUGUAUCUGCUGCUACCAUGUUCUCAGCUCCUUAUGCCAGGAUGGUGUUUCCAUGUUUUGAUGAGCCUGCUUAUAAAGCGAGAUUCAAUGUUCGCUUGGUCAAACCGGAUGAAACAUUCACAGCUCUGUCGAACAUGGAGAAAAUUAAUUCUUUCGAAGUCAAAGAUGGCAUAGCUGUGGAUUUUCAGACAACACCUGAAAUUUCUCCCUAUAUAGUGUGCUUCGUAUUCACUCAAUACAAUUUCAAAUCUUCUGAAUACACCAGUAUGGAUGGUAGAGUGAUACCACUGAGGUUUUUCAUGUUGGAUGAGUACUUAGACCAAGCACCAUUUCUACUCGAGGUUGCCAAGCAUGCUCUAGGGUUUUUCGAGAAUUAUACUAAUAUGACCUACCCAAUUUCCAAACUAGACUUUAUAGAGGUGAACCAAUUUAUUUUCGAAGGCAUGGAGAACAUAGGACUGGUGAUUUUGACCCAUAACUCGGUUUCUUUCAAUGCCUCGUCGAACAUUUCUAAGGUGAAGCAUCUCAGAAAUGCUGCUCAGUUGAUAGUGCACGAAAUAUCUCAUAUGUGGUUUGGGGAUAUAGUGACACCAUUGUGGUACAAUGAUUUGUGGUUGGCCGAGGGUUUUGCAGAGCUCAUGGAGAUCAAAGGGCUUCAUAAUCAGUAUCCCCUUUGGCAGUUGGAAGAUAUGGAAAGUGUUUUGCGACGUGAGGGCGUGUUUUAUUCCGACAAUACACCUAUAAUUAAUUUCCCAGUAAACAAUGGGGAAGUAGAAGAACAGUUUAGUGAUAUCACCUAUUCAAAAGGCAGCGCUGUACUCAGAAUGCUGGAGAUGGUAAUGGGGGAAAACAAAUUUAAAAUGGGUGUCAGGAAAUUCCUGAAGGACUUCUACAUGAGUUCUGCAACGACUGGAAGUUUCAUCAAUGUAAUGCAAUCCUUUUUACCUACAACCAACCUUAGGGGUUUCCUAGAAACAUGGUUAGACCAGGACAAAUUUCCUCUGCUGACAGUUUCAAAGGACAACGGUUACGUCUUACGUCAAAGAAGCUUUGCGAUAAGGUCGAAUAGUACUUCGAUUUUUGGGAAAAAAUGGACUAUUCCAGUCACUUUUAUAAGCAGUUGUAACAAAAGUGUUUCGUUGAAUUGGUUUGAUAGGGACGCCGAUAGUUUGAGAAUACCAAGUUGUGGCGAGAGUUGGAUAAAACUAAACCACAAAGCAAGGGGCCACUACCGCGUGCUCUACACCGAAGAACAAUACGACCAACUGCUGAACAAUUUUCAUGAUUUAGUAGAGGUGGACCAGGCGAAUUUGAUACUGGAAACUGCCCAGCUUGUAUCUGAAAAAUUGAUCCCAUGUGAGAUACCUUUGAAAUUCAUAGGAAAACUGAGGAAAAAGGAUGGGCUAUUACCUUCGAUUGCAUCCUUCAGAAUUAUCAGAGGAAUGAUGAAUGCCUUAGCCGUAAAUCGCUCUGUAUACGAUAAAAUCAGGAAAUAUUUCAUUGACACCUUCAAGGACCUGUAUGAAAAGCUUCAAUGGAGAGUUGAUAAAAUGGACACUCCUGUUGUGAGGUUGCUCCGCUCCAAAUUGAUUGAGAACCUGUGUUCGCCGGAAAUUGCGUACGAAAAAUGCCUCAGCGAUGCUGAAAAGGUGAAAAAAGAACAUGGAGAACUUCAUCAAGAUGUCUUUUUUGUUUGGAGAAAUUUGAUUCAGAAGAAGAAUGUUGUCGAUGAAAUCAAUCCAGUGAAGAAUUCAACCACCAAAAAUAACAUAUUUCUUGAUAAUGCUACUCAGUUAUUCGUCGAAAAAUGUAUGACUUGGGUGAAGUCCAAUCUUUAAUAUGUUCUCUUAUACGUAAUGUAUUUUUGUUACUUCGAAAUGUAUAAAUGAAUAAAGGGUUUUGCUUGUU
This is a messenger RNA of Coccinella septempunctata (seven-spotted ladybird), 2427 nucleotides long. Its product is annotated as puromycin-sensitive aminopeptidase-like protein. Gene Ontology annotation, molecular function: peptide binding; zinc ion binding; metalloaminopeptidase activity. The coding region runs from base 12 to 2357 and encodes 781 amino acids. NCBI's taxonomy places the organism in Eukaryota, Metazoa, Arthropoda, Insecta, Coleoptera, Coccinellidae. Gene Ontology annotation, cellular component: cytoplasm. The transcript is spliced from 14 exons. The record is from RefSeq and is a predicted model, not a curated record. Gene Ontology annotation, biological process: peptide catabolic process; proteolysis.